AUGGGAUCUGGGUCCAAGUUCACAGAGAUUGAUCUGGGAGAUGGUAUCGAAGAAGUGUGUCCCCCGAAUUCAGAUGACGGUGAUUCAAGGGACAAUAAACAAGCUGAAUCAUCGUCCGCUGAUCCGGCCGGCUCUUUCAUGGCGAACACGGGUCUCGACUCGAAUUGUUCAAGCCGCAAACACUCGCAGUCAUCUCUCCAGUCAUCAUCCUCGAGAACAAUAUCACCGUCGACCAUCGCAGAUGUCGACGAGCACCCACUGAAGCGAGGAAGACGAGAGACAUCGCCUCCAGCCUAUCAAGACGUGGGGGCAGAAAGGAGAGAAAGCGAUUCCACGACGUCCACAAUCAGAGCCAGUACGUCGGAGUUGGAGAAUGGAAAACAACAGACCCGCGAGGAGAGAGCUGCGGGCAAGGGGUUCUUUUCCUGGCUCACCAGGACAAGGCCUCCUCCUCCAUACCCCUCCGAAAGGACCGUCUCACCCGAGUAUGCUGCCGGGAUCUUCAGCCGGCUGACAUUUCAAUGGAUGUCACCAAUGAUGUCCGUGGGUUUCCGGCGGCCUUUGAAAAUAAAUGACAUAUGGCUUCUCAAUCCUGACCGCUCUGUCGAGGCACACGCCGAUCUUGUCAGCGACGCCUUCAAGAAGGGCGUGGAAGCAGGUUACAAAGCACCCCUGUUUUGGGCCUUGUACAGCACCUUCAAAGCCGAGUUUCUCUUUGGAGGCCUGUGCCGGCUGAUCUCGGAUCUUUUUGUUGUCGGUUCUCCCUACACUCUCCGUUACCUCAUCCAGUUCGCCCUGGAGUCAUACUAUGCCAGCUUCGAGGGCGUUGGGCCACCGCCCGUUUCCCACGGCUACGGUUUAGUGCUGGGAAUUGUGUGCAUGCAGGUCGUCCAAAGCUUUUGCACAAACCACUUCUUCUACAAUGGGCACAUGGUCGGCGGUCAGACACGAGCGGUUCUCAUCACUGCCAUCUUCAACAAGUCACUGAGGAUAUCGGGGCGGGCCCGGAACGGAAUCAAGCCGCCGUCGUUCAGCGAGACACAGGCAACCCUGGUCGGCGAUGAUGAAGACCCGGCGGGACAGAAACAGGAGGCGGCGGAACCACAGGCGAAGGCGAGGCAGAUAAACGACGCAAAGAAGAAGAAGAGCUCUGCUGUUGCAGAAAUGGGAUGGUCUAAUGGGCGAGUUAUCGGCCUGAUGGCCAUUGACUCGGCACGUAUCGACGCAGCUGCGGGUUUGAUCCAUACCGUGUGGACCGCGCCGCUUAUCACCGUUAUUGCAGUGGCACUCUUGAUCGUCAACCUGAGCUACAGUGCUCUGGCGGGCCUGGCGAUCCUGAUCGUGGCGAUGGUCUUCCUCGCCAAGACGGUCGGCAACUUAUACGCCCGGCGGAAGAAGAUCAACCAGGUCACAGACAAGCGAGUAGGCCUCACUCAGGAAGUCCUGUCGGCAGUCAGACUGGUCAAGUACUUUGGCUGGGAGACUUCGUUCGUCGAGCGCAUCGUCGGCAUCCGAGCCACAGAGACAACAGCGCUGCAGUUCUUCAUGGCCUUUCGCAACAUAGUCACUGCUGUAUCGCAGACAGUGCCCAUUUUUGCAGCCAUGCUUUCCUUCGUCACAUACGCCACGACCCACAGUGGACUCUCACCAGCUGUGGUCUUUUCGUCUAUGGCCAUCUUCAACAGUCUCCGAAGCCCUUUGACGUACCUGCCGGUCUGCCUCGGCAUGGCCGUCGACGCCUGGGCAUCCAUGCAACGGAUCCAGGAAUACCUCCUGGAGGAGGAACAGGAGGUCUUCGAGGUCGAUCCCAACUUGGAGGCCGCCAUCCAUGUGAGUAGUGCUGCUUUCACAUGGGAAAAUCAGUUCUCAAAGGGGCCAGCACCGGGUGCUGGGGGGAAGACGCCCGGGAGUAUGGGAACUGAGAAGCAUGGUUCGAGUGCGACACUGGUCGAAGAGGGGCAGCCCUUUGCCCUCAGUCAAAUUAACAUUGACAUCAACCGUGGCGAGCUGGUCGCUGUCAUCGGCGGUGUUGGAUCCGGGAAGACUUCGUUGCUAUCCGCCCUGACAGGCGACAUGCGCAAGACGGAGGGCUCGGUGGUCUGGGGAGGUACCAAGGCCGUCUGUGCCCAAUACGCGUGGAUACAGAACGCUACCGUCAAGGACAACAUCAUUUUCGGCGGCCAGGUCGACGAGGCAUGGUAUCAAGUUGUUGUUCACGCAUGCUCGCUGACUGCAGACUUCGAGACGCUUCCGCACGGUGAUGCAACAGAGAUUGGCGAGCGGGGCAUCAACCUAUCCGGGGGGCAGAAGCAACGCAUCAGCCUGGCCCGAGCCGUGUAUUCCAAAGCCGACAUCCUGCUGUUAGAUGAUCCCUUGAGCGCGGUUGAUCCAUUUGUUGGCAAGUUCAUAUUCGAGACGGCCAUAUGCGGCCUCCUGAGCCACAAGACACGAGUCCUCGCGACGCACCAGAUGCACGUCCUCAGUCAGUGUGACCGCAUCAUUUGGAUGGAGAACGGCUGCGUCAGGGCCGUAGAUUCAUACCUCAACCUGAUGGUCAGCAACAAGGACUUUGCUGCCAUGGUCCAUGAAAGGGUCGCGGCGGCACAACAGGACAACGAAGCAACCGCCGACUCAGCCAUACCGACAGCAGCAGCAGCAGCUAGUCCCGUGGCCAGCGCCCCUAAUUCUGCUGCCGCGAAAGCGGCCAAGGCGGCUGCUGGCAAGCUCAAGGACCUCAUGUCGACCGAGGACCAGAAUACCAAGAGCAUCCCCUGGUCAGUGUACGCCUCGUACAUUACCUCUGCGGACUCGAUGGUGUUAGUCGCUCUCAUAAUCCCUCUCCUGUGCCUGGCCCAGGGCCUGAACAUCCUCUCCAGCCUCUGGCUGGCGUGGUGGAGUCAGGACAAGUAUGGCCUCCCGGAGAACACGUACAUCGGCAUAUAUGUCAUGCUCUGCGUCACCCAGGCUCUCUUCCUGUACGCAUUUGGCAUCUGCCUUGCCAUCACUUGCACCAGCUCCAGCAACCAGAUGCUCAACAAGGCGCUGCGGAAAAUACUGCACGCGCCCAUCGCGUUCUUUGACACGACGCCUCUCGGUCGCAUCACGAACCGCUUUUCCAAGGAUGUUGAUGUGAUGGAUUAUUCUCUGACGGAGGCUCUUCGCCUCUAUUGCAUCUCGAUAGCGAUGGUCAUCUCCAUUUUUGCCUUGAUUCUUUCUUAUUUCUACUGGUUUAUAUGUGCCCUUGUGCCCGUCAUGAUAAUAUUCUUCUUUUCGGCCGCUUACUACCGUGCAUCUGCCCGUGAAGUAAAACGGUACGAGGCGGUCCUCCGAUCUGUCGUCUUCGCACGCUUCACCGAGGGCCUGAGUGGUGUCUCGUGCAUCCGCAGCUACGACUCACAAGACCGCUUCGUGAAGACGAUCAAAGUAGCAAUAGACAACAUGGACAGUGCCAACUAUCUAACCUUUUCUAAUCAGCGGUGGCUCAACAUGCGCCUGGACCUGGUCGGCGUCAUCCUCAUCCUCACUGUGGGUAUUGUCGUUGUCCAGGAGCGCUUCACACAGUCCCCGGCCAUUUCUGGGCUGGUCCUGUCGUACAUCCUCGGCGCCACCCAGGUCCUCCAGUUCAUCGUGAGGCAGUUUGCUGAUGUUGAAAACGCGAUGAAUGCCACCGAGCGGCUCUAUUCCUACGGCAAGGACAUCCCGCAAGAGGGGGCGACCGUCAACAACGGUGUCGCACCGAGGCCGCCGACCUCGGCGUGGCCAUUUGCCGGCGAGAUCACCUUUGACAACGUGCGCAUGCGGUACAGACCCGACCUUCCCGAAGUGCUGAGAGGUUUCAACCUGCGGGUCAGUGGGAGCGAGCGCAUCGGUAUUAUCGGGCGUACUGGGGCUGGCAAGUCCAGCCUGAUCGGGGCCCUGUUCCGGAUGCAGGAGCUCAGCGGCGGGUCCAUCGCCAUUGACGGGGAGGACAUCUCAAAACUGCCUCUGGAAGCCCUUCGCUCACGGCUCUCCAUCAUCCCUCAAGACACGACGCUGUUUCGCGGCACCGUGAGGUCGAAUCUUGACCCGUUCAAUAACUGUUCCGAGUGGCAGCUGAUCCAUGCUCUGCAACAAGCCCACCUUGGCGCGCUCAACCUAGACGACAAGGUCGAGGAAGAAGGCCUCAACUUCUCCCUCGGGCAGCGGCAGCUCCUUGCACUCGCCCGGGUGCUGGUCAGGGGAAGCAGGAUUGUCGUGUGCGACGAAGCGACGUCCAACGUGGACCUGGAGACGGACGAGAAGAUCCAGAGCACAAUGCUACAGGCUUUCAAGGGCAAGACGGUGUUGACGAUUGCGCACCGGAUACGGACCAUUAUCCGCUACGACCGGAUAUGCGUCAUGCACCAAGGCCAAAUCAUCGAGCUCGGCACGCCCAGGGAGCUUUGGGAGCUGGGUGGCGUGUUCAAAGGCAUGUGUGAGAGGAGCGGCAUUGAGCAUAUGGGCUUUGCUCUGUGCGAUCUUGUCGGGUGCGCUGGUGGGAUACUGCAAAUAGUGCUUCCAAUCGACUGA
Diaporthe batatas is the source of this 4548-nucleotide messenger RNA. RefSeq lists its product as uncharacterized. The coding region runs from base 1 to 4548 and encodes 1515 amino acids. Gene Ontology annotation, biological process: transmembrane transport. Gene Ontology annotation, molecular function: ABC-type transporter activity; ATP hydrolysis activity; ATP binding. The record is from RefSeq and is a predicted model, not a curated record. Gene Ontology annotation, cellular component: membrane. NCBI's taxonomy places the organism in Eukaryota, Fungi, Ascomycota, Sordariomycetes, Diaporthales, Diaporthaceae. The transcript has 4 exons.